Molecule: messenger RNA, 3561 nt
Organism: Lottia gigantea (owl limpet)
Lineage: Eukaryota; Metazoa; Mollusca; Gastropoda; Lottiidae
Exons: 8
Coding region: 1-981 (326 amino acids)
Cellular component (GO): cytoplasm; nucleus
Molecular function (GO): protein serine/threonine phosphatase activity
Source: RefSeq, a predicted model, not a curated record
AUGGCGGAAACUGACCUGAACAUUGAUAAUCUGAUUACGAGACUUCUUGAAGUUCGAGGAUGUCGUCCAGGAAAAACCGUGCAAAUGUCGGAAUCAGAAGUUCGGGGUCUUUGCCUGAAAUCAAGAGAAAUAUUUUUAAGUCAGCCAAUUCUACUUGAAUUAGAAGCUCCUUUAAAAAUAUGUGGAGAUAUACAUGGACAGUAUACAGACCUUCUACGAUUAUUUGAAUAUGGUGGCUUCCCCCCAGAAUCUAACUAUUUAUUUUUGGGAGAUUAUGUUGACCGGGGAAAGCAAUCUUUAGAAACUAUCUGUUUAUUAUUAGCGUAUAAAAUCAAAUAUCCUGAAAAUUUCUUUUUAUUAAGAGGAAAUCAUGAAUGUGCCAGUAUUAAUAGAAUAUAUGGAUUUUACGAUGAAUGUAAGAGGAGAUUUAAUGUUAAAUUAUGGAAAACUUUUACUGAUUGUUUUAACUGUUUACCAAUUGCUGCUAUAAUUGAUGAGAAGAUAUUUUGUUGUCAUGGAGGAUUAUCACCUGAUUUACAAUCUAUGGAACAAAUUAGAAGAAUAAUGAGACCUACAGAUGUGCCCGACACAGGUUUAUUAUGUGAUUUAUUAUGGUCGGACCCUGAUAAAGAAGUACAAGGUUGGGGAGAAAAUGAUAGAGGAGUUUCCUUUACAUUUGGUGCUGAUGUUGUCAGUAAAUUUCUCAACAGACAUGAUUUAGAUCUUAUCUGUAGAGCUCAUCAGGUUGUGGAAGAUGGUUAUGAAUUCUUUGCUAAGAGACAGUUAGUGACUCUGUUUUCAGCACCUAAUUAUUGUGGUGAAUUUGACAAUGCUGGUGGGAUGAUGUCAGUUGAUGAUACUCUUAUGUGUUCUUUUCAGAUAUUGAAACCAUCUGAGAAGAAAGCUAAAUAUCAAUAUGGUGGAUUGAAUUCUGGCAGACCUAUUACCCCACCAAGAGGUCAACCCAAGAAGAAAAACUGAUUUGUCGAAUAACAAUGUAACAAGAAGGAGUUAUUGUAAUUUCUGCCAGUAAUCAUUAUAAUUAUUUCUGUAUAAAUGUUUAGAUCUGAAAUGUGCCAAUUUCCCCCAAAUUAGAAACAAAGUUAAAUGCCCAGUUGCUUAAAUCAUAAACUUUCACUUGAAGAUUGAACAAACGACCAGUAGGAUGAAGUAAAAUGUAAAUAAUUGUGAAUACCUUUGUUCAUAUGACCAGAAUAUUUAGUACCUUAUUAAAGAACAACUAUAUUAUUUCCUAUUCAUAUCAGACUUAAGACUAUAGAUUUUACAUCAUAUUAGACUAUCUUAUUUGAGCUUUUGACAAAAACAUUCAGUGAGUGACUAAAAAACAGCGACAUCUAUGUAAUGUAUACAGGAAAACUAAAUUGAAAAAUAUUAUUUUAUUUCCAAAAUAUCAGAACUGGGAAUAAUCACCAUAGGUAAAUGAUAUUGUUGUUCUUCAAUGUUGAUUGAUAUAUGCAAACAGAGACUUAUUUUUAUAAUAUAAUACCAUGUGCUUUAAAUCUAUUUCUGCUUAUACUCUUAUACCCACAUUUUUUCAUCAGUAUUUUUUUCUGUAUCUUUUUUCAAUAUAAACUGUAUGAAAGAGUAAGUAGAGGAUUUUAGAAAGAUAUUGAUAGUAUAGAAAGAUAAGAAACAUUAAGUCUUGUUGAAAUUUAUAGAUUUAAUAGUAGAAAUAGAAAUGAUAAUAAGUUUUCAUUAUAAAAGAAAUCAAAGGUAAUAUUAUUACAUACAGGUGCAAUGUAAUCGAGUAGUUUAUUAAUAUGUAUUUUCUAUGUAUAUGUAGAUGUACAUGUACAUCCUUAAAAUUUGUCAGGCAUGAUUAUAUAGAUGAAAAUUAACCCUCAAAAAGUUUCUCAUACAUAAGUUUAACUAUUAUAUAAUAAGUAGUUGUAGCCUAUAACUCUUGUAUAUAUUACAUAUUUAUUAUUUAUAGUUUACAAUAGAUAUUCAUCUUCAAAUACUGAAUACACUGGUAUGAUAGAUACAAGUAUUGGAAUUCAUACCUUCCAAAAAAAAGAAAUAUCUAAAUUAUUACACAGUGAGUCUCCCAUUUCAACCCAGCACUAACUUCAUUGUAUAGUAAUAGCUGAAGUAAACUAUGAGUGUGGACAAGAAGAAACAGUUAAGUAUCAUGAAAGAUGAUACUGCUUGUUUAAUGAUAAAUAUCUGUUGUAAAUUCUAUGUUGAAUGCUGUGAUUAUAGUAUGAAUUAAGUAUGUUUGUGAAUCCUUUCUCUUAUACCUUUUCUCGUAAAGGACUUAACCAUUAGAUAACUUUAUAUCCGCCUAUUUACUUCUGAGCAGCAUGUGAAAUCAACACUAAAAUUAAUACCAUUGAAGACUAGUUCUGGAAAAAUAAGACGUAUCCAGGCAAUAACCUCAUAACCUCUGCCUUUUAUUUAUUUGGGACAUCUUGUCAAACCAACAUCUAACUUUCGCAAUUACAAAGAUUGCUGAUUGGUUGAUGUUUUUGCAGUAGUAAUAUUGACAAAUCAUAUUUUAUUCUAAAAGCUUAUUACCUUGUAUUAGCCUCUAUCUAUAAUAUUCAACUCUGACCCACCUUUUAUCAAUAUGUGACAUAUAAUAUCAACCUAAUUAAAGUGGGAGUAUGUGUCAAAUAAUUUGAAAUAUUUACAAUUGUGUACAAAAAUCUGAAAGUAAAAUUAGUUAAAACUGAUAUUUUUUUAAAAUCUGACUUUUUUUGAAAAAGUAAAUGAAGUAAACAUAUAAUCAAAGAUUCCUCCUUUUUCUGUCUACCAAAAGGAGGUAUAUUUGUAUGUAUGUAUGUAUGUAUGUAAACAGACCAUAUUACUUUGUACUUGUACGUACUCCCCCUUUAACAUUAGAAAUAUAUCCAAUAUAGAAUAGUAUCAUAUCACACACAGUGUUAUUUGUAGAUUUUUAAUACGUGCCUUUGGUUCUAUCAUGCUUACCUAUAUAAAGUCAAGCAUUUUGUUAACCAUAGAUUUUAUUAUUAUUUUUAACAUUUUAAGAAUACAUUACUUUUGUUAAUUAUCAAUUUUAUGUUUUGUUUUAUUUAGAAAUGCCAUGAUCAACAUAAGAACAUAGCAUUAAUAGGACAUCCUAGAUCAGUACCUUUUAGAGAUACUUUUCUUCCAAAUUAAUUUAAAUUAUUGACAUUUUGAAUCACCAGAUUUCCAGAAAAAAAACUUGAGUUAGUUUAAUUAAACAAGAGCUAAAUAAUCCAAAUUUAUUUUUGUGUUUGGGCAUUUUGAUUUUAACGAAUGGUAAAUAUUUGUCAGCACCUUGUAAGACUACAGGUUAUGAAUUUUGCCAGGACAGCAAAUCUUAAACAUGCAGAGUCUGUAGCACACAGCACCAUGUUGAGAAACAAUGUCCCUGAUAAGAUCAACAGAUCAGAAUAAGUAACCUUUAAUAAAUGUAUAAUUUACAAUAGUUUGAUUGGAAGAAUUAUAUAUGUAUAAUAAUCAUCAAAUAAUAAUCACAGUAUUAGGAUGGGGAGCUUCAUAAUCUAUGAGCACCAUGUUACUUUACUGGCCUUGAAUAGGUUUAUAUCUGGU